Molecule: messenger RNA, 357 nt
Organism: Penicillium paradoxum
Lineage: Eukaryota; Fungi; Ascomycota; Eurotiomycetes; Eurotiales; Aspergillaceae
Exons: 3
Coding region: 1-357 (118 amino acids)
Source: RefSeq, a predicted model, not a curated record
AUGAAGCCCGUUGUUUCCGCCUUGAACGCCUGGUCCUGUGUCGUUAUCUCCGCAUUCGCAAUGAUCAUCCUCACAGUACUCGGCUCGCUAUACAGCAGCAACAACCACGCAUACACUGGAUCAGAAGGCGAACCCGAAGAUGGACCUGCAGUCGCUGCCUCAAUUUAUACCGCUGUGAUCGUCUAUGCUGUAAGCCACUCCCUCGCCCGUAUCCUGGUCGGAUCGAUCGUUGCACGAGAAAGGAAUCGGUUACUGACCAUUGGCGUUUCUACAUUACAGGGUUUCUUCGUUUUCUGUGGGUUCCAAGCCUAUCUUCACAUGCGCGGCAGCAGGGGAGGCGCUAUAUCACUUCAUUAA